Lecanosticta acicola is the source of this 1041-nucleotide messenger RNA. Lineage: Eukaryota; Fungi; Ascomycota; Dothideomycetes; Mycosphaerellales; Mycosphaerellaceae. The record is from the annotation of a GenBank genome assembly.
AUGGUUCUCGCAACACUCUUCUCCGACCGAGCGAGCCAGGUGUCUUCUGCUCUCAUCCUCUCUGGUAUCGCAGCAGCAGCCUUCUGGUACCAGCAAAAGCAGAAGAGUACUGAGACCAAGCCAACGUCCGUCAAUUUCCACUUCACGCGCAAAUGCAACAAGACCUGUGUCUUCUGCUUUCACACCGAGAAGACAAGCCAUGUCGCCAGCGAGGAAGACAUGAAGAGAGGCCUUAAGCUCCUGAAAGAAGCGGGGAUGCGAAAGAUCAACUUCGCAGGAGGCGAGCCAUUUCUCUAUCCCAAGCUGCUAUCCAUGCUGUGCCAGUAUUGUAAAGAAGACCUCAAGCUCGAGUCGGUAUCCAUCAUCUCCAACGGCACCAAGAUCACCCAGAAUUGGCUGCAGAAGAAUGCCAAGUACAUCGACGUACUCGGGGUCAGCUGCGACUCUUUCGACGAGGAAACCAACAUCCAAAUCGGCCGCGGCACGGGCGAAAAUGUCAAGAUGCUGUUCCAGAUCCGCAAGUGGUGCGAAGAGUACAACAUCAAAUUCAAGCUGAACACAGUGGUACUCCGCUGGAACUGGCAGGAAGACAUGGCCGGAACAAUCGAGCAGCUCAGACCGUUCCGCUGGAAAGUCUUCCAAGUCCUGCCUGUAGGAGGUGAGAACGACGCAUCAAAAGCGGAGACAGAGUUGGACAAGCGCAAGCGGAAUGUCAAAGACGUUCUGAUCACGGAUGAGCAGUUUGCUUCUUUCUGCGAGCGCCAUAAGCACCUUGACUGCUUCGUUCCAGAGUCGAAUGACUUGAUGGCGUCAAGCUAUUUGAUCGUGGACGAGUACCUUCGCUUUCUGGAUAAGGGGAGUGGGGACGAGAAAGCAUCUUCCAGUAUUUUGGACGUCGGGGUGAAGAAGGCUUUGUCAGAAGUGACUUGGGACCAGAAGGCGUAUAUGGAGCGAGGGGGAAUGUAUGACUGGUCCAAGGAGAUCGGGGGCGGCGAGGAGGAGGGAUGUAGCGGUGGCAUACCGAAGGACCUCGAGUGGUGA